AUGGUCCUUGCCCCUGCCAUCCAGGCUUUUCAGAGCGACCAGGGAAAUUGUGUGGAGCCUGCUCCAAGCACAAAAUCAACUUGGGGCCAAGACCUAAAUGCGCCACAAAAUGCAUCUAUUCCGACGCCCCAUGAUGCAAUGCAUGUCGCAAAGAAAAAAAUGCAACCAAUUUCUUGCAUCAUUCAAUGCGAUGCGUUCGAAGCCAAUGGACGUCUGCAUUGUACGGGCCGCGACGCUUCCCCGUGGAGAGAUCUCCACACACACACGGGGAGAGUUUCCAGGCCCCGCGGAACUUCUUGGCCACAACAUGUACAAGGGGGAGCAGUACCCGCGGUUGGAUGGUGUGUUUUCCAUGAGACUGAGUUGAUCGUCAUGCUCCUCGGUGAAUUAUCGGGGACGGAGAGGCGCGGAGACUGCCACCUUAAGUUACGUGUGGAGCAGGAGAACCUGGCCCCAGUACUUUUCGAAACUGUCUCAAGACUCGAGGGAACUCGUUGGUUGGUUCCGUUCCUCUCGGCGAAUUCUGGACGAUGGACGACCCGAGAGGACGCUACUCCGAGUUGGCGUGGCCCGGCCUGUUCACCGGCAGCCCGUCGAUGGAGUUACCGGCCAGCCAAGGACUCGCUUCCCCUCAGAAUCCCGAGAAAAUGUCCCGCCAUGGCACUCCCGCCGUGGACGCCACCCGGACCUGCCGGGAAUCGACGUACCAGUCCCGACUUCGUGAUCGUGGGACCCAACCCGAUUUGGGAAGUGAUCGAUUAG
Molecule: messenger RNA, 762 nt
Organism: Penicillium argentinense
Lineage: Eukaryota; Fungi; Ascomycota; Eurotiomycetes; Eurotiales; Aspergillaceae
Exons: 4
Coding region: 1-762 (253 amino acids)
Source: RefSeq, a predicted model, not a curated record